This is a messenger RNA of Strongylocentrotus purpuratus (purple sea urchin), 2780 nucleotides long. RefSeq lists its product as uncharacterized. Bases 508 to 2568 code for a protein of 686 amino acids. The record is from RefSeq and is a predicted model, not a curated record. The transcript is spliced from 11 exons. NCBI's taxonomy places the organism in Eukaryota, Metazoa, Echinodermata, Echinoidea, Camarodonta, Strongylocentrotidae.
CGCAUGCACGCACGUGCGAACAUUGUUUAACAAUAAACCGCUUGAAUGAACGGUCUUUGUGUUUACCAUGGUCAAUGGACCUGCUAAAGAUAGAGACGACUAGACUUGGCGGAUUACAGGCCCACCCGAAAUUGAGCUGAGCUGAGGCGUUAAGUCUUUUGUUAACAGCGCCUUUGUUGGUGGGAGGAUUAAAGUUCUAUUCAAACUUAGUGAUUUAAUCCCUAUCAAAGUUAUCAUCAUGCAGUCAACUACCUCUUCCGCUCAUACUUUGGUUUGCUUUUCGACGCUUCGGUUCACUCUCGCUUUUUGUCUUGGUUAUAUUAUAUAUAGGUUUCGCUUUACUACUACUACUAGUUGUAGUGAGUGUUAUUAUAGAAAGUUUAUCAAUAUUAUAGUAGAUCCUAGAUCUGGACAGAAAAAUAUAGAUCGAUCUAGGUCUAGGCCUAUAGGCCUACGUCGUGUUUCACUGAAUUCAAAAUCUCGAUAUCUUCACGUCACUGAAACGUCAUGUGGUGGCUAAGUCGAGAAGGUUCAAGACUGUACGUGGUUGUCAACGGGAGAAAAGCGUAUAGCAGAAACAGCAACAUCGAGUUUUCUCAUGUGGUGGCCGUCACACUCACAGACGAUACAGGCGAUGCAGGGGAUGCCAAUAAAAUAAUGUUCAGGUUCGCAUGUGGGCUGUCGACAGUGGCGAAGAUGGAGCAAAUGAAUGCUCAAAUGACUGCUCAAGCUCUGUUCUGCAGUGAAGCUGAGCUGCUAACUGCAGCAUCAUUUAUCGAUGAAGUUGACAUGCUGCUUGCAGGCUCUUCUGCAAGCAGCAUCGAGUCACCGAGUCACAGCGAGCCACCUGUAAAGAGGAAGCAGAAGACGCAGCAGAGACAAGCCAAGCGUCAACGAACAUGCAGUAGGUUGUCGACUAGUUCUGACGACUCAGACCACCAUAUACAGCUGCCAUCACUUGGGGAUUUAGAUAAGGCCAUCUCGGCAAAGUGUAAAGGGUCAUUCGAGGUGUCUCUUUCCAAUCUGAUUGAGGCAAAUCGGGAACUUCAGAGGCCAAGGUCCCGAAAGGAGAUAAUUGCAGCCAAGCAACAUUUAGAGAGGGUUGAUAUUCGACAGGUACAUGUACUGCCUGUCAUGGGUGAUGGGCCGUCCACCAACCCAACAACUGGCAAGCUUCAGGUCCUUGGUGGUCCCCCCUGUGCAUAUGUUGAGGCGGCUAAGGAGUUAGCGGACGACACAAGAUUUAGCCAUCUGAAGCACGGCUGGAGGGUACAAAUUUACCUCCAGUUAACCGACUUGGAAGCCCUAAGAGUUGGUAGCCUCUACCAGGAGAGUCUCCCUGUUUCUCGCCCAAUGUCCUUCCAGGAUCAAGUUGGGUUGUGCAGGAAAAUUCUGUACUGGCACAACAGCCUAGACACAGAGGAGGAGCCAGUGAGGAUGGUGCAAGACGUUAGGAAAAAGUGUAGCCUGGCUCUUGGCAAGGAAACUACCAAAAAUGCAUUGAGGUCAUUGGAGCCAACUUUUCAAGCAGCAUCAUACAGCUGUAGGUGCUACCGGAAGGCACAGUUAGCCUUUGACAAUUACCGUGAACAGAUGGGAAAGGAGUUGUCCCAGUUUUGGUUCAUGAAGCUGCAGGGAUUACCUGAAGAAGUUAGAUAUGACCUGCUAGUGACGGCAGCCUCAGACGGCAACAUGAAGGCAAUGGGGAAAAAAGCGGAAGCCAUGAAGACAGAGAGGGUCCUGCAGGACCAUUUCGUGCAGUUGGUUGGUGCCGAGUCAUGGGCGGAAGCUCAAGAGCUCUACCCGGACCACACAAGCGAGGAGGCAAUGAAACCAUAUGUUGGCUUAAAAUUCAAGAGAAAUCGGGUUCCUGAUUGUUUUACUGCACAUUCCCUGAGUGCCAGGCAGACAAAGGUGAUGGGGUCACCUGCUCUUUUCAUGAGCACAUCAGUACAGACCGUACAAGUUAUGAGUUCACCUAUCGCCAAGGCCAGUGUGUUUGUUUGUGGAGAUGUCACUGCUGCUGCAAAAACUGUCACAGCACUAGGGGAAGUUCUACGAGUUCAGACAAUUACAAUAAUCAACCAAGACACUACAGAAAUUGAAGACAAUCAGUCAUUUGCUACGGUGAAGUUUGCAGUGGUGGUGUCUGCGAAACCAAUAACGCAGACGGUGUUAUUCUUAAAAGAUCCCAAGGAGCUGGCAAACUUUUUUAUAGAGAGUUUAACAAAUGCAGGAGAUAUUGUCCUCGAUGACAUGAACAAUAAUGGUGAACUUGCACGGCAAGCCACAUCAAUGCAGAGGUUUGGACAGGUAUUCAGGGAGGAUUCAGAGGAAGGAGAGAGAGAAGAAGGAGAGAGAGAAGAAGGAGAGACGGAGCAACAAGAGGAAGGAGAGACGAAGCAACAAGAGGAAGGAGAGACGAAGCAACAAGAGGAAGGAGAGACGGAGCAACAAGAGGAAGGAGAGACGGAGCAACGCAACAUGGAGGGAGGAGUUGAUAAUGAAAGCACAGAAAUCACAGACUCUGAACUAUUGGGAAUUGAUGAAUAUUUAUUUAGUGAAUAGUUAAUCAGGCCUGAUAAUUACCUGAUUUUUGUCUCGCCUGCGUAGCAAAAAGCGAGCAAGACAUACAGUGCAGGCGCCACUUUUCCGUUGACGGCGACAGCGUCAACGAAAUUUUAGUAUAAUUUUGAAAGUAUAAGUUCUUACUCAAUGAAACUUAGAUCAAAUGGUAAUCAAGUAUCCCAAUCAUGUGAGUAGAAUUUCAGGUCACAAAG